Molecule: messenger RNA, 354 nt
Organism: Arabis nemorensis
Lineage: Eukaryota; Viridiplantae; Streptophyta; Magnoliopsida; Brassicales; Brassicaceae
Source: the annotation of a GenBank genome assembly
AUGAACGAUGAUGAUCUCAAAAUUGACGAUCCACCUCCUCAUCCAAGUAACAUUCCCAUCUCUGGUUCAAGACGGGGAAUGACAAAUAUUGAUCUCGAAGCAGCUGAUCUUGAUGAAGACGGAGUCGUCGGAGCUGCAGAGUUUGUAUUCUAUAAACUGAAAGAAAUGGGGAAGAUUGAUCAGAAAGAUAUUGCUGGGAUAAUGGAAGAAUUUGAGCAGCUCGAUUACGAUGAAUCAGGAAAUCUAACGAAUUCUGACAUCAUUUCUCAGAUCCAAAGCUCUGGUUCAACACGGAGAACUACAAAGAAUGAUCUCGAAGCAGCUGAUCUUGAUGAAGACGGAGUCGUAGGGUGA